UUCGGCACAACAGAUGAUUGUAAUUUUUGCACACUAGUCUGAAAAGCUGUUUUGCGCAUAAACAAAUAACAAUUCUCUUGCACACUGUGCAACAAAGUGGAUUUUUAAUAAUAAAACAUUGUGGAAACGCUUAAAUGACGAGUUUACCCAAGUGCCGAGUGUGCAUUUGCUCACUGGCUGCAGAAGCUGAGUUUUAUGAUAUGCGAAAGUUGCCCAGAUUGGCGCACAAGUUUGUCACCUGCACGGAUUUAUCAUUUUCGGAGGAGGAGCGUCUGCCAAGUGAACUCUGCCAGGGUUGCCAUGAUCAGCUGGAGCGCCUGUAUGCAUUUCGGGCCAGGUGCAUUGCAGCCGACACCAAAUGGCGCAUGGAAAUCCUGGCAUUCUGCGAGGACACGGAAUCCAUUGAGGAUAAUGAGCAGCUAAAAAGCACGGAUGAAAUAACAGAACUGGAAACAAAUGCUCCUAAGGCAGCUGCGAUUACAGAGCUGCAACCUGCUCAUGAAGAAGCUCCAGUGGCAGCUGAGAAUAUAACACAAAUUCCAACAGUCAACCCGGAAAAUAUUUCUGAAGAGGUUCCACCACAAUCAAAGAGCAUCUACAAGUGCGACAUUUGUGCCACACAGUUCCUGGAGGAGCAUCGUCUGCAGGCGCACAAGCGUCAACAUGGACUCAUGCCAUAUCCCUGCCCUGAGCCAGAUUGUGAUCGUGGCUAUAGCCAUAAGAAUACUUUAAGUGUACACAUGCGCAAGUGCCACAAACUGGGCAAGGAGCACAAGUCGCAUGUUUGCGAAUUCUGUGGCAAGACCUUUGAUACCAUGUGGCGACUGAAGAAUCAUCGUUUUACGCACAAGGACAAAUCGGAGCUGCCGUAUGUGUGUGAAGAUGCGGAAUGCGGCAGACGCUUCUCCAGCAAGCAGCUGUUAAAGGUGCACAUGAUGCGACAUGCCGGGAUUAAGAAUUAUAGAUGCACCUAUUGUGGAGUGCAGAAGACAACGCGAACUGAGCUCAAGAUUCAUCUGAAUUAUCACACGCUGGAGCGCACUUAUUGCUGCCGCAUCUGCUCCAAGGUGUGCAACAGUUCCAGUAAUCUCAAUUUGCAUAUGCGCACCGUUCACGAGCGCUCCAAGAAUUAUCCCUGCACCUACUGCGAUCGUAGCUUUAAUCAGCCAUCACUACGGAAACAACACGAGCUCAUUCAUACCGGAGAGAAGCCUCACGAGUGCGAGGAGUGUGGCCGACACUUUAGGCAGAAGGCCGCUCUUCGCACUCAUCGCAAGAUACAUGAACGGGAAAUCCCCCCAACUCAGGCUCAAUGCUAACUCCUUCUGUAAAUGAUGUGUACGCAUACUGCAAUUAACAGUCAUUUUACAGAGAAUCGCUGUCAUUGUAAAUUAAAGUUUCGGUUAAGCAUUUCUAGCCUGUGGCAUACAUUUAUUUUUAAAGAAUAUAAAUAUUUAAGACUACUA
Molecule: messenger RNA, 1466 nt
Organism: Drosophila innubila
Lineage: Eukaryota; Metazoa; Arthropoda; Insecta; Diptera; Drosophilidae
Product: gastrula zinc finger protein XlCGF46.1-like
Exons: 2
Coding region: 135-1319 (394 amino acids)
Biological process (GO): regulation of DNA-templated transcription
Cellular component (GO): nucleus
Molecular function (GO): DNA-binding transcription factor activity, RNA polymerase II-specific; zinc ion binding; RNA polymerase II cis-regulatory region sequence-specific DNA binding
Source: RefSeq, a predicted model, not a curated record